AUGAAAUCCUUCGAAGAGUGUUGCGAGGAGUGUCAAGAGCAGAAUCCCUUCUUUCGCCUCGGUGGUAAUGUAGUGGGUAAGUUCGCCUACACGAGAGACACACCGUUCAUUCAGCCCUUCGAAAGCAUCGAGAGCCCUUGGACGGACUACAUUAAGAGCGACAGCCUCGAGACAAACAUAAAGAAGUUGUAUAAGUUGGCUCAGAAGUAUUCGAAAAGCCAGACUGAGAAAGACAAGAAGGCGGAGGAGGAAUCACCGGGAGAGGAAGAGGAAGAGGAAGUUAAGCCAAAGCCAAAAGCAACCGCAAGGAAAGAGAAAGCAAGCGCAAAAGCAGCCGCACCGAGGCCAAAAGCUAAAGGAAAAGAAAAAACGCCUCAAACGGCUUAUGCUGGGGACACGAUCUCCAUUACCCUUCCUGAGAACAGCAUCGUGAACCUGGAUGCUUUCACGCUGUAUGCUGGCCUGAACACACCCAUUGGAACAUGCCCACCAAGGCACGUCGAGUCUUUGAUUGAUCAGGUCACGGUGCUCGUGAACGGUAUUGCUGUUGCUCCCGGAGCUCAAAUGACCAACUUCCUGUCGACCGCUCUCAUCGAUUGGUAUGGUGCUGACAAGAUCGCUCAGAGGCAGAUUGUGCAGCAGAGGCUGAGCAACGGAGGGGUUAAGAUCCCCUUCAAGUAUUACUUGAACUUCCAGGGCAACGCCGGUACUGCUGCGCAGAACCUGAGAAUGACCGUCAGCUCUCAAAGCGUCGACGGUAUCUGGGCUACCUUCCAGGACUCGGGCACUUACACCACAAAUGCUACCGAUGCGGUUCUCCGCAACACUGCUUACUUCACGAGGAAGGGCACGAACGUGACGGACUCCGUCUUCUCAGUGAAUGGAGUCCGCUUCCCAUCCCUCCCCCUUACACCCAGUCAGAUCUGGAUGGAGAAUUUGCACAACAUGGGUCUGUCUGCGGACAUUGUUGGUGCGAUGGACACCUCCCUGAACUCCCUGACAAAGUUCACCCAAAACGGUUUCUUCCACUAUUUCAAGUUCAACGUGGACAACGAUGAGAGCACGGCCAGGCUCAGCUCUGGACUGGACACCCGUGGUUCGGCUUCCACGAUCACCUGGCAGACGACUGGUGGGGGCUCUAGUACCUACCUGCCGACGGUCUUCGUGGAGUGCACGGGAAUUAUGGAGAUGUCUGACACGUCUAUAGAGCCCAUCGAAGAGGUUGCGGAAACCGUCGAAGAAACAGUGGAAGCUCCCGCCGCAGCCGCGACAGGGAAGGUUAAGAAGCCCUGCAGCCCAGAAAAGCUAAAGCAGAUGGCUUUAAUGCGCGAGAAAGCCAAGCUAAAAAAACAAGCAAUGAAGGAACUUACCGAGAAGGAAAAAGCCCUAAAGCAGAAAACAUUCGAAGAGCGAGUUAAGAAGGUGCAAGCUUUGGAGAAGGCAUUUGAACCUGAACCUAAACCUAAACCUAAACCUGAACCAAAGGCACCCGAGCCUGCGCCUUUAGAGGAAUCUGAGGCAGAAGUUGAGGUGGUCAAAGUUAAAAAAGUAAAGAAACCUAAAAAGGUUAAGAAGGUCAUUUAUGAGUCUGAUUCAGAUUCGUCUGCAUCUUCCGAGAGCGACGAUGAUGCUCCAUAUGUUCAGCGCAAGCAAAAAAGAAGAUUUCAGAAGACUGUCCGAAAGGAGGUAGCCAAGGAGAUGGCUAAGUUAACUGCUGCCAGACCAACACAACGAGACAUUAUGCAGGUUGCUGCUCGUGACGAACUUAACUCGAAGGUUUCGAAGGCGAUGCGGGAGAUGGCGAUGCGAUCGGUGUUUCCUGAAUAG
Molecule: messenger RNA, 1827 nt
Organism: Klebsormidium nitens
Lineage: Eukaryota; Viridiplantae; Streptophyta; Klebsormidiophyceae; Klebsormidiales; Klebsormidiaceae
Source: the annotation of a GenBank genome assembly